AUGUCUGUCUAUCAACCUCCAGAGCAGCCAACGCAUCCGACUGUCCUGUCCAUGGAAGUGGAUGAUGAAGAUUCUUUUGAAAGUGAAUACCGACUGCGAAUGGGAAAUCAAGUCAAAUACCUUAUCAUAUCUCCCAAAACCUUCGACAGAGAUACGCUUUCACUCCCUAUACAAUCCCUACCAAGUCUUCCUUGGUACGAUGAAUGGACAGUAGCCCAUAUUUCGCGAGACGAAAUUAGCGGCCACUUAAGAACUUCCAUCUCGAACCGACCAUUAGCCGGCGUCAAGUGCCAAUGGCAUCACAUCCUAGUUGAUUGCCUAGAGUUAAAGAGAACCAAACUACUCACUGCAUUGGCUUUCGAAGCAGUCGCGUAUUCAAUUCUACCAACCAUCUUCCAAAAUCUAGCAACCGUGAUCGCCAAAAUAGCCCGUUUCGAAUAG
Messenger RNA from Penicillium hordei, 441 nucleotides. RefSeq lists its product as uncharacterized. The record is from RefSeq and is a predicted model, not a curated record. The transcript has a single exon. NCBI's taxonomy places the organism in Eukaryota, Fungi, Ascomycota, Eurotiomycetes, Eurotiales, Aspergillaceae. The coding region runs from base 1 to 441 and encodes 146 amino acids.